Molecule: messenger RNA, 939 nt
Organism: Camelina sativa (false flax)
Lineage: Eukaryota; Viridiplantae; Streptophyta; Magnoliopsida; Brassicales; Brassicaceae
Product: protein LIFEGUARD 2
Cellular component (GO): membrane
Source: RefSeq, a predicted model, not a curated record
UUUUGUUCUACAUGUUGAAGAAAUCGUCGGGCCUGAAAAUUAGUAAUUAUCGCCGGAGUUGACAUACACACACACGAAACAACGACGAGAGAGAUAGAUUCGGGAAGAUGUGGAACAACAAGUAUGAUUUGGAGUCGGCGCAGACGCCUCUGUACCCGAUGAUGUUGGAGAGCCCCGAGCUCCGUUGGUCUUUCAUCCGCAAGGUCUAUUCCAUCAUCUCCAUCCAGUUGCUCGUCACGAUCGCCGUCGCCGCCACCGUCGUUAAGGUUCAUUCGAUUUCUGUCUUCUUCACCACCACCAACGCCGGCUUAGCGCUCUACAUCCUUCUUAUUUUCACUCCGUUGAUUGUGAUGUGUCCGUUGUAUUACUAUCACCAGAAGCACCCUGUCAACUAUCUAUUACUCGCGAUCUUCACCGUCUCUCUUGCCUUUGCGGUUGGCUUGACCUGCGCCUUUACUAGCGGGAAGGUCAUUCUCGAGGCUGUGAUUUUGACAUCUGUUGUGGUGAUAUCACUUACUCUCUACACUUUCUGGGCUGCCAAGAGAGGCCAUGACUUCAACUUCCUCGGACCUUUCUUGUUCGGUGCCGUCAUUGUGCUCAUGGUCUUUUCUUUCAUCCAGAUUCUGUUCCCUCUAGGUAAGAUCUCAGUGAUGAUCUAUGGUUGUAUUGCAUCCAUCAUCUUCUGUGGCUACAUUGUCUAUGAUACCGACAACUUGAUCAAGAGGCACUCGUAUGACGAGUACAUCUGGGCUGCUAUCUCUCUUUAUUUGGAUGUCAUUAAUCUCUUCCUCUCUCUCCUCACUCUCUUAAGAGCUGCUGAUAGUUAAAAGCGCUCUACUUUCAUCUGUUCUAAUUCUUUUGUCUGGCUUGUAAAAAAAAAGGUUGAACGUUGUAACAUUGACACAGGAAGCCAAUAAUAUAUUGUACUUGUUAGCUUUU